CACCUCUUCUUGCACGCCUUUUUUCUCCCUUUCUUUUCUCCCCCAUCUUUCCCCCUCAUGCAAUAACUUUUACUUGAAAUAGCCAGCGAUUCUCAAUUAACCCGCUCAGAGAAGGGAUUCUCUCUUUUUUUUCUACAGCUUCCGGGAAAGUCGUGCCUGUAGCCCGCUUAAGCUCUCACCAGACAAGAUGCCUGACCUCAACACCGUCCCAGCUUCCCCCCACGGGCUUGCUGGAUCUCGUCGUGGAUCAACGCAUGUCCCAGCAAAUUCGGAGAAUAUCUUGCCAUCGAACCAAUCUGCAGUCCAUCCGGCAAAUGACACCACUGCAGUAUCUUCCUCGUUGCCAUCCCCUCAGCUGCCCGCAGCACAGCCCGUUCAGCAGGUCGCUGAUUCUGGGCCAGGUCCACUGAGACACCCCAGGCCACUCACAGCGUCUGAAUUACAUAUGCAGCUCGAGAAGGAGCAGGAAGCUGUGGUAAACCGCUUGACGAGAGAAUUGUCCCUUCUACGGGCUGCGCACAACGCCUCUGUUGCAUCCAACGCCUCUUCGACAUCCGCCAGUACCUCGACACAUGACCCCGCCGCCGACAGCUCGCUACUCUCUGGUACGGCCUUUACAAUUCCCAGCGGCCGACGACACAAUCGAACGCCAUCCACCGCCUCCCAGACACACUCUGCUCAGCUAGGCACUUCGUACGAGAGCAGGGUCGGUCGUCUGGAAGCUGCGGCGCACCGUAGCGCCCAAGGCCAUGUCCCGCCCAGCAUUGAUCCGUCGAGCUAUUUCCAUCAACAGAGAGUCCCACCAUCUGCAAGCUCCGUCGUGGCCACUCCGAGCGUGGGAGAUCAGCUAAGCCCAGGUCUGAUGCCCGCAACAGUCCGCUAUGAAGAGACGGCGCACUAUAGAAGCGAACUGGAGACUGCCAAGCGCGAAAAUGAAGCUCUGAAGCGCCGAAUCCGUGAGCUGGAGCUGAUGGUGAGAAGCAAGAGCCGCGACAAUAGUAGAGCUCGAAGUGACAGUGUGAGCACCACGGCUAGUGCAAGCGUAGCAGCAGGCGGUGGUUCAAGCAUCGCUGGUCCGCGAGAUCCGUCUGUUAGAGGUGAUAGAGGCCGAAACCUCGCUCGGCAGAGCAUUGCGAGUGUGGGUGUUGGCGUCCCCGAUGAAGAGCUCAACGUUGGCGAAAGUGCCGCCAGUGCUGGGUUGAAGACGGAAGAAUGAGUUUCUCUAAACUUUUGCUGCUAUACAAAAGCAUUGUUUUAUUUAGGAGUUUGUUAUGAAGGAGUCCGAAUUGCAGCGCGUGAUUGGGCUUCGAGUUAAUUUGCUAGGUUUGGCGUUUGCAGCGAAUGGGCCAUAUUGCUUUGCUAUUUAAUACAACACUGAUUGCUCAUCACACUUUCCACAUGCUAGUUUGCAUCUUCCACAUAUUUGCCACUACUUUCAUAGCUUAUCAGCUAAGCAAACCACACUUAUCCCGUACAGCUGUACUACCACUUAUAAUAGACCCAUUCCGGGACAACGUAUCUCUUUCGAGACUGUCUAUCCAACGCGGCCAGCCUCUCGCGCCAGCUAGGCUCUUCUGCAUUAUCGAGGUGGCUAAUUCCGGCCAUGACCUCUUC
Molecule: messenger RNA, 1614 nt
Organism: [Torrubiella] hemipterigena
Lineage: Eukaryota; Fungi; Ascomycota; Sordariomycetes; Hypocreales; Clavicipitaceae
Source: the annotation of a GenBank genome assembly